Messenger RNA from Pseudomassariella vexata, 2220 nucleotides. RefSeq names its product long chain fatty alcohol oxidase. Gene Ontology annotation, molecular function: flavin adenine dinucleotide binding; long-chain-alcohol oxidase activity. The record is from RefSeq and is a predicted model, not a curated record. The coding region runs from base 1 to 2220 and encodes 739 amino acids. The transcript is spliced from 3 exons. NCBI's taxonomy places the organism in Eukaryota, Fungi, Ascomycota, Sordariomycetes, Amphisphaeriales, Pseudomassariaceae.
AUGGCGAAAACUCCGCAGGUUGGCACAUCGCACAUUCUCGUCGCCACACCUGACAUACCCCCCAUCUCGUUCUUCGACGAGACGCAAUGGAGGGUGUACUACGCGCUCAUGGACACCGUCGUCCCGUCCAUCGUCGCGGGCGACAGUAGUCGGGGCGAUCUGAAGCGGCUGGAGCUAGACAAGAACGUGUGCGACGCGCAUUAUGACAAGAUCCAGGGGAGUAUGACGAACGCACCGAGUCGGAAGGACUUUGAAGCGUAUCUCUCAGAGAAGCUCUCGGACAACCAGAAGUUCAGAGACCACACGGCCAGAAUUGUGGCUGCGCUUCCAGGUGAAAUCAGGGAUAGGCUGGGGUUGAUUCUGAAAUUUCUUGGCACGCGGCUUGGUAGCUACCCUCUCACCGGUUAUGUUAAACCCCUGCCCGACCUUCCCAUCAGUGCCCGCGAAGCCGUGAUCCAAUCCUGGCAAACAUCGUGGAUCCCCUCGCUCCGCGGCCUAGCCACGUCUCUCACGGUCCUCGGCAAGAAAAUAUUCGUGCAGACGUCCCCCCUAUUCCGCGAACUGAGCGGCUGGAUCGACUUGCCCGAGGACUACCGCGCGGGGACGAGGCAACCGUAUGCCUUCAAGCAGUUUGCUCUUAAAGAAGUGCCCGAGGUCGUCAAGACGGAUGUCGUCAUCGUGGGAUCCGGGUGUGGCGGUGGCGUGUGUGCCAAGGUCCUUGCGGAAGCGGGACAUCGCGUGUUGGUCGUGGAUAAGGGGUACUAUUUCCCGCCUGCGCAACUACCUAUGCGAGAUAUUGCCGCGGAGGCGAAUUUGUUUGAGAAUGGAGGGGUGGUGCAUGAGGAUACUGGGUGUUUAUCCAUUCUCGCGGGGAGCUCUUGGGGGGGAGGGGGGAGUAUCAAUUGGGGGGUUAGUUUGCAGACGCAGGAUUAUGUCAGGAGGGAAUGGGCGGAGAAAAGGGAGUUGUCGUUCUUUGCUACUGAUGAGUAUCAGGAGUCGCUGGAUCGGGUGUGUGAGUUUAUGGGCGUGUCGGAUAACGUUCGCCACAACCACAGGGGUAAUGCGCUGCUUGAGGGGGCGAAUAAGUUGGGCUGGGACGCAAAGCCCGUGCCUAUGAAUUCGGGCGGAGCAGAUCACUACUGCGGCCAUUGUCAUCUCGGCUGCGGGUCGGGUGAGAAACAGGGACCAGCUGUCAGCUGGCUUCCAGCUGCAGCAAGAGCUGGUGCUGAGUUCAUCGAGGGGUUUCAGGUCGAGAGAAUCACAUUCGAGGCGUUCGCUUCCGGCAAGAAGGCGUCAGGGGUGGUGGGGAAGUGGACGUCGCGGAACGAAGAAGGUGAUGUCAAUGGUCCGUUGGAGGAACGAGUCGUUCGUGAUGUGGUCAUCAAGGCUAAGCGGGUAAUUAUCUCAUGCGGAUCGCUCUGGAGCCCCGUCAUUCUACGAAAGAGUGGUUUGGCAAGCCCGCAGAUAGGGAGAAACCUACAUCUGCACCCUGUCAACCUUGUAGCUGGAUACUGGAAAGAGGACAUCAAGCCUUGGGAAGGCUGCGCCAUCAGCAGUGUAUGUACCACGUUCGAAAAUCUAGACAACGAAGGCCACGGCGCCAAACUGGAGCCAGUCUGCAUGGCGCCCUUGGUAUUCUUCCCUGCCUUCCCCUGGACGAGCGGAAUCGACUUCAAGCUAUCUGCCCUGAGAUAUCGCCAUAUAAACUCCUUCAUCUCCCUCACCCGCGACCGAGACACCGGCUGUGUCUACCCUGACCCUGUGUCGGGCAAGCCCCGCGUAUCGUACGCCCCGAGUGCAUUUGAUAGGGCCCAUACGCUCGAAGGGGUGGUAGCGUUGGCGAGAAUAUGCCACAGCACUGGCGCUCGGGAAAUAAUGGCGUUCAUCACAGGGGUUAGGCCUUAUAUGAGACCCGAGGAAGAGGAUCAGGAUGCGGGGAGGCAGAACGAGGAUUUUGAGGCGUGGAUUAAGGAGGUCAGAAGGAUUGGAAAUCCUGUGACGUCGCCGUGGGCGAGUGCUCACCAAAUGGGUUCGUGUCGAAUGAGCAAGUCGGAAAGUGAUGGUGUUGUUGACCCUACAGGAAAGGUGUGGGGAAUCGAGGGGCUGUAUGUCGCGGACGCUAGUGUGUUUCCCAGUGCAAGUGGUGUGAAUCCUAUGAUCACGGUUAUGGCGAUUGCGGAUCAUAUUGCUAGGGGGGUUUCGAGGAACUUGAAAGAAUAA